AUGUUGGUGAAUAUUGCAUUGACUACACGAGAAAUGUAUGUCAUCAAUGGAGCAACUUUAAAUAUCAACUCGGAAGUCACUCUACCAACGUCACAAUCUGGGUUCGAAUUUGAUACCAAUCUCACUAAUGUUCCAAGUGUCACUCGCCAAAUUUACUUUGGAAAAGACGCGAAAAUCAAUUUACUGGAAAAUGCAUACUUUACCAUUCAAGGCCCAACUACCAAAGACCAAAUCACUAACAAAUUUGAUGCAACAUAUAACAAAAUGACACUUGAUGAGUGUACUGUCACGCUUGAGGCUGAUUACAUUGGAAAAGUCACAAAGAAUUAUCCGAAUGUCGUGUUUAACUUCGAAGUGAUUGGAGAAGUGCUUAUCAAUAAGGCAACAGUGAUGUACAAAGACAAAGAUCCAAGCAAUAAGAAUGUUACUUUCAUAUUGAACAACGAUGUUUCACAUAUAACAACAACUGAAUUUAGUACAAAAAAUGUUAUUGAUGAUCAGAACUACGCACUCAUUGUUGGACAGUCAAAUGCCGUCUUGGACAAAACUGCAAUUCCGGAAUUGUCAUGUGAUCUGACAUCAGAGUUCUCUGGUAAAGUCUCAUCUGAAACGAAAUGGAAGAGAAGUCAGUGCCCAUGCAAUGGAGAGACGUGUAUAGUCAACACUGAAUCAGUGGUCAACACAGUUAACUAUGAAGUUACCAACAUCACUUUUGCAAAGUAUUACACGACAAACGGAUUGUUGGAAGGAACAUCUGCAAACAUCAGUGAGUUGAUUUCGCUUGGUGGAACCACUGAAGUCAAAGUGACAAACUCGAAUAUAGAAAUGGUAACAAUGGAAAAGAAGGGAAUUAUCUCAUUCACGAAACCAAUGAAGGUCCCAAUAAUCAAUGGAUUAGAAGAUUCUGGAACAAUUGAUGUGAAGACGCACUCGUUGACAACAAAAAGUAUCACAAAUGUCGACUUGUCUAUUUCAACUGUCGCUGCGAGUGGGAGACUCGACAUCUACUCUUCGAAAAUCAUAUUCGAUGAUAAGACCAAUUUCAACGUAAAAGUCGAAGCUGGACAACCCGCUUUAAUUUCAGUUGAUGACGACGCACUUGGUGACACACUAUCUAUCACAAAUGCACACUACAAAGUCACGAUACCAAGUGGGUCAAGUGGAAAGAUAUUCACUGUUCUUCGUGUGUCGUCUCCAAUAAACACAGCAAACUUUGAGUUCACAGAAGACUCGACAACACCAGGUGGAAGUGUGAAAACACAACUCAAAAGUGGAACAUUUUCAUUCAAAGAAGCGUGCAAUGGCGUUGUAUUGACCGACUUGCCAAAUGAACAGAUCACGUGUCCAGAAGAUAGAAUGGCCCGUGUUGUGGAGAAGUUUGAGUUCCCAAUGUACAUGAUAGCCGUCAUUAUUAUCUUUGUGUUGGUACUUGCUGUCAUUGUUGCACUUUUGAUUGCUUAUGUCGUCCACGUCUAUAUUGUUAGAAAAAGGAACAUGAAAGUCUUUGAAGAAGGUGAAGAGAUCGCUGUUGAUGAGAAUAAGCAGGAUGAGGAAAUCAAAAACGAAGAUAACAAGCCAAUGAACAAUGAAGUAAAAAGGGAAAAUGUUAUAGCUCCAGUAUAUUCUGAAGUUCCACUUGGAAAUGAUCAGAAGACAACAAGUGUACUCGGCAAGACGUCGGAAUCUGGUUCUGGAAGUAGUUCUGGCUCAAAGAAAGACUAA
Messenger RNA from Entamoeba invadens IP1, 1722 nucleotides. RefSeq lists its product as hypothetical. Lineage: Eukaryota; Evosea; Mastigamoebida; Endamoebidae. The transcript has 2 exons. The record is from RefSeq and is a predicted model, not a curated record. Bases 1 to 1722 code for a protein of 573 amino acids.